This is a messenger RNA of Periophthalmus magnuspinnatus, 9082 nucleotides long. RefSeq names its product family with sequence similarity 120C (gene fam120c). Gene Ontology annotation, cellular component: nucleus. The record is from RefSeq and is a predicted model, not a curated record. The transcript is spliced from 17 exons. The coding region runs from base 947 to 3997 and encodes 1016 amino acids. Lineage: Eukaryota; Metazoa; Chordata; Actinopteri; Gobiiformes; Gobiidae.
ACUGCUCUGGGCCGCGAGGAAGUCUCAAGAUGGCUGCCGUGGCUGGAAGUCUGCUCCCUUCUGCAACAUGAAGCCGUGAGAGUGCGAGACCGCGAGGGAGGCACCAUCGGGCUUUUGUUUUUAUUUUCUUUUAGUUCCUUUUCUUUUAUUUCGUCAAACAUCCAUCUCAUUCCGCGUCGCGUCGGCCCCGAGCUCAUCUUCGGGAGUGACGCGUCAAAUCACGCCGGGACCUGCCUCAGCUAAAGCGGCUAACUCACACACUCGGCUAAAGCGGCUAACUCACACACUCUGCUAAAGCGGCUAACUCACGCUCACAUUAGUUUAGCUCUGCCCCACUCUGCGCUGCAGGUCCGUGUUUGAGAUACGCGAGGCAACAGGCUGCUGUCGUGUAUCACACAAACCCCCGUCAGGACGCCAGACCCACGCGGGGCUCGCAGCUGUCACAGAAAAGCCUGAUUCGGACCGUGCUCGGCUCAACAUGUCCGCGGAGUGGCCGUGCAGCCUGUGGCUCUUCCACUAAUGCGCAGUAUCCAUCAGUUUAAUGUGCUCACCCCGCUGCUGUGUUACUCUUUUUCACCCCGUCACUGCACAAAACCCACCAGUAUCCGCCAUUAGCUGCCAAAGCGGUUGGAUUUAGGGCACAUUAUGGGCACACGCAAAGUGAACUUUUUCUGCUUGUAGGUAGCGACAUUGGCCUUCUUGGCAACUCACCAAAAAUCCACCGAAAUGGACACUACACUCGACCAAAACUGAGGCGUUUUGUUUACUGUGGACUGUUGAGCUCCGCCGAGGCACUUGUUACAGCUUCAGUCACUACAGAGACCCAGAGUUAGCUCGCCCUCGGCGCACAGCUAGCCUCAGUCUCCCUCUCACACACUCAAACACGGCGUACAGGACAUACUCCGAGCCCGCUCCCGGACACACGCACCGGCUCAGUAACACCGUCAUGGGAGUGCAGGGCUUUCAGGAGUACUUGGAGAAACGCUGCCCCGGGGCCGCGGUCCCCGUGGACCUCCUGAAACUGGCCCGGACAGCGGCCCGCCAGCCUCAUCAUCACCCACACCAUCACCCUCAUCACCCCGGGCCCGUGCCUCCCCCACCUCCCACCCGGAUCCUCAUGGACGCGGACUCGGGCCUGCAGCGGCUGUACGGGGGCUACCAGACGGACUGGGUGUGCGGCGGGGAGUGGAACGCCAUGCUGGGGUACCUGGCCGCACUGUCGCAGGCCUGUCUGUACCAGGGCGGCCUGGAGCUCGUGGUCGUGUUUAACGGGACCCUGGGGAAGGAGCGCUGGCCCGAGUGGGCGCGGCGCGUGCAGGGCCAGCGGCAGACCGCGCAGCUCAUCGUCAACCACGUCGGCAGUAAGGCCACCCCGCCCCCCCGGGCCUGGUUUCUGCCGCCCGCGUGCCUCAGCCACUGUGUGCGCCUCGCCAUGUUCCGCUUCAGAGUGCGGGUGGUGCAGACACUGGAGGACCACCACCAGGAGGUGCUGUCUCUGUACCGGGACUUUGGAUUUGCGGGACUGAUCGCUCAGGACUCAGAGUUUGCGCUGUGUAACGUUCCGGCGUAUUUCUCGUCUCACGCACUCAAACUCAGCUGGAACGGGAAGAAUCUGACCACGCACCAGUACCUGCUCUCUGAGGCCGCCAGACAACUGGGGCUGAAGACACACCACCUGCCCUGCUUCGCUGCUCUGCUCGGAAACCAUAUUCUGCCUGAUGAGGACCUGGCUGCCUUCCACUGGAGCCUCCUGGGACCAGAGCACCCACUCGCUUCUCUCAAGGUUCGCGCUCAUCAGUUGGUGCUGCCUCCCUGUGAGGUGGUGAUCAAAGCCGUGUCCGAGUACGUCUCCUCCAUCAAAGACCUGAGCAACCUGGACGCCAUCGCCAAAGACGUCUUCAAACAGUCACAGUCUCGAAUGGAAGACAAGAUCGAACGCUUCAAAAAAGCUGUAGAGUAUUUCUCUGCUGCCUCCAAACCACGCUCUCAAAACCUGGGCCCCUCUGCCUUCAUCUUACCAGGUUUUGGACCUCCUCCGUUUGGACCACCAGGACCCAUGGGACCCAUGCAGCCCGGAAAGAACCAGUUCUCUCCUUCCCAGGCUCCAGGCCUGAAGCCUCCAUUUCAGAACUCUCCUUUCGGCUCCGGCUCUCCUCUGUUCCAGGCCCCGCCCACAGACUGUAAUGAUGCACUGUCAAACAAGAUGGGCUUCACUGAUUGGUCAGCUCCGUACGAUUCCACUCAGGGCGGGAGUCGAUUACCCAAUCACCACACAGGACAACAGUCUGGCCCCUCCCCUUCACCCUCGUCUUCGUCCGACGGAGACGAGCCCAACGACAACAACGCAAACCAUUUGACGGACAAGUCUUCUCGAUGGGAGGAGCCUUCUGCAAAGCCCGGCUCUGGAGACGCCUCCUCAGGGAACGGAAGCUCCAGUAUCCCCUCCCUGCUGUCAAUGGCCACACGCAGCCACAUGGACAUCACCACGCCCCCUCUGCCCCAGGUCAGUGCUGAGGUGCUGCGAGUGGCCGAGCACAGACACAGAAGAGGACUCAUGUAUCCACAGAUCUACCACAUCCUCACCAAGGGCGAGAUGAAGAUGCCUGUGUGCAUUGAGGAUGAGUGUAACUCUGAGCUGCCUCCGGCCUCCCUGUUGUUCAGAGCCGCGCGACAAUACGCCUAUGGAGUCCUCUUCAGUUUGGCCGAAACGCACCGCCGCCUGGAGAGGCUCGCCCUGCGCAAGAGGGCGCCCCUAGAGGUUCCUCCGGUGAUCGUGAAAGAAUGGAGUUGUGGUAAAGCAAAGUCUGCCCUGACUCCAGAGCUGGUUCCUGCUCUGUGUUUCCGGGAGUGGACGUGUCCAAACCUGAGGCGUCUGUGGCUGGGUCGAGCAUCUGAGGACCGCUCCAGAAGAACCAGGGCCUUUUUAGCCUGUCUGCGCUCAGACUGCCCUGCCCUGCUCAACCCUGCACAGGUGCCACAGCACCUGCUGCUCAUGUGCUGCGUGCUCAGGUAUAUGAUGCAGUGGCCCGGGGGCAGGAUCCUUCAGAGACAUGAACUCGAUGCCUUUUUGGCUCAGGCUGUUUCCAGUCAGCUCUAUGAGCCGGACCAGCUCCAAGAGCUCAAGGUGGAGAAGGUGGAUGCUCGUGGCGUGCAGCUCGCUUCUGUCUUUAUGGCAGGCGUAGACACAGCGCUUUUUGUCAAUGACGUCUGUGGUCAGCCGUUGCCGUGGGAACAUUGCUGCCCCUGGGGCUUCUUUGAUGGAAAACUGUUUCAGAGCAAACUGUCGCGAGCAUCGAGAGACCGUGCCGCCCUGCUGGACAUGUGCGAGGGACAGGAGGAGCUGGUGUCCAAAGUGGAGAAGAUGCGUCAGGCGAUUCUUGAGGGCAUAAACCUGUCGCGCCCGCCCCCUCCUCCCCCUCCGCUGCCCCCUCCUGCCUUCCUGCCCCCCUCCAUGGUGCCCCCUUUCUACCCCAUUCCUCCUCUGUACCCCCCACGGCCCAUGGGAAUGCCUCCCCAUCAUCACCCGCACCACCCACACCACCCCGCCCAGCACAGACCAAGAGCCUUCCCAGGCCUCCAGUCAAUCCCUCCUCAGGGGGGUAAACUGGAGAUUGCAGGGAUGGUGGUGGGGCAGUGGGCCGGGAACAAACCAGUGCGAGGCCGAGGCUUCAACAUGAACAUGCAGGUGGUGUCAGUGGGAGCAGGGAGAGGAAGAGGCAAAGAAAUUCCAGCUAAAAUGAGAGGAGGAAAGAAGGCCACUGCCAACAGACCCCAGACCUCUCCUCCCUCCAGUCCACAGGAGGAGGCGGGCUCAAUGCCAGAUGCCGUGUCGCAGCUAAACGGCAGUUCGGCCGCUGCCAUUGGCCAGUCCCUGGACCUGGCUCCUCUGGCCCAGCCAAUCCCAUGUGCCUUAGCCAGCAGAGACAACCAAUCAGAGGAGGCCGCGUGUUGCCUUGAAGACUGUGCGUCAGACGGAGCGCUGCAGAAAGAGGAGUGAAGUCCGACAGUCCGACUGCCUUCCUGUUUUAGCCCCGCCCCCACUGUUGUAGCCCCACCCUCCCCGUGUUAGCCCCGCCCUCUCUGCGCACUAACAUGAACCAGGAAGUGUCCUGCUUCACGUUAGCGCUAAAGCAGCUAGCGGCGCCUUUGAGUUUCCAUGUGAUUUUACAUUCUGUUGGUCUGUAAGCGCCCCGCCCUUUAUAAAGCCUUGCCCUUUUAGAAAGCCCCGCCCCCUCACAAAGCCCCAAACCUUUUAAAGCCCUGCCCCUUUAGAAUGCCCCGUCCCCUUAAACAGAAUAAGCAGCCCCCCUUAGUUUUGAUGGUUUGAUUUGAGCCCUGUUGAAUCUCUGCACAGCAAAGACGGGCAGGAUGGUGGUUACAGCUCUAGGCCUGGUCAGCCUCAUUACCAUUGAUGGAAUCUUCAACUCGUAGCCAGAGCAUUCUGAAAACUUUUGUUUUUAAAUCUGUUUUAAAAAUAUAUUCUAAAUAAUUUGAAUAGAAGUAUGAUAAUCUAGUGCAGUGUCCCUCCCCCUUUCAGAUGCAUGUGUGCAUGGAGCAGUCCUUCUAAUUGGUUCUGGAGCAGUUGCACCGUCGUGGUAUUAGCGUGCUAACUCACUCUGACCUAUGUAGCAUAGCCUUGACCUUUGCUGUGCUCAGAGACCCUUAUGCACCUUAGGCCUGUAUGCAAGAGAAUGCCCCGCUCCUCAAAGUGCAUUAAACCCCCCUCCCCCCCAAAGCUUUGAUUGUAUCAUCUCAACUGAAGCACUUAUGUUCUAUUUAAAUGAAUUAAACGCUCCUCCCAGAAUAUGACAGAGAUCCACCGCUAGAUUCUAUGAGACGUCAGAAUGUGAACAGAGUGGUUCAGAGAAGCACUUUGUUUUAAAAUCUUAGCCACACUGGAGCGCCCCCUACCAGUGAAACUCUGAGGUUCAGGCCAAAAAGAGAAACACAAAUGGACUUGAAUGGAGAGUGUGGCCCUGCCAGGCAGAGGCCCUCCUCUUUACAUGACUUUAUACAACGCUAAAAGACUCCCCCUGCUGGGAGAUGUAACAGAUCUCAGAUCUCUGAAAUGUCCAAAGUCGAUUUGAUUGGCCGAUGAGCCAAUAGUCUUACACAGGGGUGCGGCAGAAAAGCCCCAUGGCUCUGAAGAAGCUGAGAAGCACUUCCCUAAACCUCCGCCGACAGGCCCAGGCAGGGACAGAACUACAACGCGUUAAUAUAGCACUUAUGUUUGUAGACAAUGACAGACGCCCCAAAAAUCUAUAUCUGACAAAUAAGAGUAUUAUAACCAUUAGAGGUUUCACCGCUGCCAGCGCAGAGCAGGAGACUGACCACAGGAGGCGCUGUGUUAAACUCAGGGCGGGUUGAGCCGGUGUCAAAGGUCGACGGAAGCACCUUACUCUUAACGCGUCGACUGCGUUUGUUUAUCACCAUGACGAUGUACCCGCUCAAACUGAAGUCCUCCGAGUGAAGCGUGGUUUAUACAGAACGCCCAGUGCGGCUCUGCUCAGGCUCUGGCCCAGACUCAAAACACCAAAAUGACUUUAGGUUCUUUUGCCUUCGCGGCUCCUCACGUUUUAGGUGCUGUGGAAUCGGACAGCGCCAGGAUUAUUAACACGACCGAAACACGAGAAUAGGCUAGCGAAUCCACCACCUCUGGCUGAAAAAACAAGUCUAGACCUUUAGCGACGUCAUACUUACCGUUCAGCUUAUGACAUCAGAUUAGUACAAACUUGUAUCUCUGCAGUACAUUCUUAGGCUAUUUUCAGCGGCAAGUUUGAGUGAAAUCAACAAUACGAUGAUUCCCACUCGUGAUUGGCUUGCCAUACUAAACACACACACACACACAUUCACAUAACACAGGAUAAACCAGUUAUGUUACCAACUGCGUCACUGCUUUUGUGAUAGUCUGUUCUAGUGGAGUGGUCGUUCAUACAAGAUCAUUUGGUAACAUAUUCUACUGAUGAAACAACAAACAGAAUCCCACAAGUUUUGCAUGAACAUUAAAAAUUCCUACACACAUUGAACACAGCACACAUAACAUUACAUUGAUGUUUUAACCCUGAGUUAACGCCGUAGUUAGACAAGGGAAAUUUCAACAUGAUUGGAGAUGUAGUGUCCGGCUUUUGUCCUCGUCUGAUUUAGUUCAAUAGUUUUAUUAUUGGUGAUUUUUAUGCUUCGUAUCCUCCCCCGCUACUCUCUGACACUUUCUAUCACCCAACCCAUCUGUCCCAUAGUCUGUUGUUUUCCUGAAAAAUUCAUAAUCCCACACUCAUCGAAUCACACGCAAUAUUAAAGGCCCUGUAUUAUGCAAAAUAUGUUUGGAUUUUUGCCAUGUUAUAAGGCUGUUCAUUCACCAAAAACAAAGCCGCAUGUUUGAGUAAUUUGACGUAUUUGAGUCUUUCUCUCUUUUCAGAAUUUAAAACUUUCUGAUCCACCUUGUGACAUCAUUAGGUGCUAAUCUAGAUUUUUUUCCAUUAAUUAUAAAUAAAUAAAUAUUGAUCUAAAAUGAUUUGACAAUAGAAACUGGUCCAUUGAGGCAUUUUAAGGAGCAGCAGAUUUUAUAGUAAAGUGUUUUUAUUUUAUUUCUGAAAAUUGGGUAUGGAACAUUUUUAAACAGGGAACAAAUCAGACUUUGGGUCAUACAUUAUAUCUGCCGUCCUCAAACUGUAGCACCACGUAACCCAAAAGGAUGACAAACACAUGGAUAGAUUUGAGAAAGAGAAGAAGUUGAAGUUGAUCUAAAUACAAAUUUGAGUUGGAAACUAACAAUGAGGCGAAACCAUGACAACGGCAGAGCUGGAAAAGCCCGCAUACUGCAUAAUACUGGACCUUUCCUCAAACCACACACACCAAACGCAUUCACUGGAUCGGUGUAACCUUGUCCACCUCUGUAAGCUUUAAAAUCACAUUCAUAUAUUAAACACACAAGCUCCUCCCCCUCCUCUUAGCUCUAAAACCAUUUUCUCUUUCUCUGGGCUGCCCCGCCCCCUCCCCCAAUUAACAGUAAACUUAUAUUAACGUGGAUAAUCCGUUUCUGUAUGUAUCUAGCCAGUCUCAAAAGAAAAAGUUGAAAAAAAAAUCAAAAACUGUUUUAUUCAAUUGUGCAAAUGUGUUUUUCUUACUAUUUUAAUGUUACUACAUCUAAUCUAAUCCUACCAUUGCUUCAGUUAACCUAGUACUGAAAUGCGCUUAGCCAACCUAGAGAUUUCAACUGUUACGAUUGCAAUUUUCCUUACCUGUAUUUUAUAUGGCAUCCUUAGACCACUUCACCACUUGUAAUGUAGUAAGUAUAGUAAAUAUAUUGCCCGUUUUUAUUUAAAGUUGCAAUAUGGAACUUCUCUGGUCGGUGUCUAGCUCUUUUUCUAUCUAUGGAGAUGUUAUUUCUAUGCCUGGAAUGUUCCACAGUGUGAUUUUAUCUUUUUAUGGUACAUUUAUUUAAUUACAGAUGGUUUAUUGCUAAAAAAACAACAACAAAUUACUAAAGUUAGCUGGCUGCCUUUCCACAGAUCUGACCUGUAACUUGGUCUGGAGCUUAGACUGUAUAUAUAAAUGAACAUAGCUAACCUGCUAUCCGCUGCAUUUCAAAUAAGAGUGAGCAUGGGUGCACUUCCGGCUCCAUCGACUCUGGCUCCAGUUCACUUUCUGUUGAAAAACCAUUACCCUUCUCUCUGUAACUGCUGCUGUCAGACUCGUCAUUUUGGUCUUAAAAUGAUCAUAUUAACCCGCUCUACAUGAUCUUGGGGGUUUUAUUUAGUCAUUUUCAGUUUUAAUGCUUUACUAUGGAACAUUCCAGGCAUAUAACACAAUAACUCUUUGAAGACAGCAAGCAGCAAUGGCUCCUCUACCAGAAAAGUUCUGUAGUGCGUCUUUAAAAUGGUUGUCUGCACUAUGUUCGGUUUCAAAAAUAACCCCAAAAAUAAAUCUUAUGAUCUAAGCUGUAAUCUGCACCCUUGCACAAAGCUAAACAAACAUUAUUCUUGAACAUUGAGAACCAAAGUAUAUUUAGAAUUCAAGUUAAACCCUUUUAAAUCUUAUAUAUUCCCCUGUAUUGCCCCGUAACGCGUUUUCAGAUGUGAUUUAAACUGUAAAAGACAGCACAAGGUUUCAGUGAGGUUUUCAGAAUAGAAGUAUUUUGUGGUAAUUCAAGAGUCUCAGACAGGACAGGGACGACAGGACAUUUAAGUUCAGAAAUAUGUAAUUUGAUUUGUAAACAAUUGUGUUUAGAUUAAGUUAGAACGUUGCAAUUUGUUUAAAGGACCAAUAUUACACUGUUUUCUAAUGUUGUUUCCUCAUCACAAACAGACCUGGAGUUGUGUUUUGUUUCAUUCACAUGUUUAACUCACAAACCCUGUAUAUUUAGGCUGAGUUCUUCUCUCAAACUGAAAACACUCUGUUCCCCCUUGUGAUGUCAUGUGAUAAUACAGGAAGUGUUCUGUUUUUAAACUCCGUACGCCUUCACUAGAAUCAUUGGCAACUCCAGACGUGAAAUGAUCCCAAUCUCUACUGAACUAAAGGUAAAAGGAACUACCACUUCAUGACAUCACAAGGUGGAACAGAGGGGUUAAAGUGUUACUCAAAGAUGUGUGAAUGAAACAAAACGCAACUCCAGGUCUGUUUUUGAUGAGGUAAAAAUAAAAGUUGAUUUUGUGUAAUAUAGGACCUUUAAAAUGAGGUGGAGAGCAGCUAAGAAUUUUCAGGUGGAGUUUCCUGUGUUUAUGGUUAAUAUCUCUGUAAUUACUGGGCCUAUCCACAUGAAAAGUGGCACAAAGUUUAGCAUCUUCUCCGUUUCGUUAGCUAGCGAGGUUACCAUUAUGAUUCAUUUGGUGGGACCUAAAUUCUGUCAAAAAUUCAGUUUGACAGUUUCCAUUUGAAUAUAUAUUUUUGGGAUAUUUGCUGCCCUCCAUCUGAAGUUUUAUGAUAUGAACACAAUUUUUGUGUUAACUGACUGAAAAUUUGUUCUCAUUUUGUGUUUUUUUUUUCCUACUCUUGUAAUGUUCCUCUAUUUUUGUAAUUCCACAAAUUUGAAACAGAAUUUUCCUCAAAUCAGUCAAACAGUUACAGAGAUUAUGUAAUUUCAGUG